Molecule: messenger RNA, 3606 nt
Organism: Eimeria mitis
Lineage: Eukaryota; Apicomplexa; Conoidasida; Eucoccidiorida; Eimeriidae
Exons: 11
Coding region: 1-3606 (1201 amino acids)
Source: RefSeq, a predicted model, not a curated record
AUGCGGAUACACGCACCAGCAGCAGUAGCAGUAGCAGCAGCAGCAGCAGCAGCAGCAACACCAGCAACAGCAGUACCAGCAGCAGCACAAGCCGCAGCAGCAGCAGCGCUCCUGCUGCUGUUGGCCCCACAACUGUACGUAUACCUGCAGCAGGAGCCUCAACAGUAUCGCCAGCAUCUGAUUCCGCAUCAGCAGCAGCAGCAGCAGCAGCAGCAGCAGCUGCUGCUGCUGCUGCUGCUGCCUCUGGUGCUGCCGACUGAGCAGCAGCAGCAGCAGCAGCAGCAGCAGCAGCAGCAGCAGCAGCGGCAGCGGCAGCAGCAGGGGCAGGGGCAGGGUGGAGAGGGGGAGGGGGAAGGAGAGGGAUUUGGAGCUGCUGCUGCUGCUGCAGCAGCAGCAGCAGCAGCUGCAGCAGCAGCAGCAGCAGCAGCAGCAGCGGGGCACGAGCAGCCGCUGCUGCGGGUGCGGCAGCAGACAGAGCAGCAGCAGCAGCAGCAGCAGCAGCAACAGCAGCAGCAGCAGCAGCAGCAGCAGCAGCAGCAGCUGAGGCACGAGCAGCCGCUGCUGCGGGUGCGGCAGCAGACAGACAGCCGGGACAUGCAGCAGUAUUAUUUAGCUUCUCUAGAUAUGGGGGGGACGGUUAGUGCUGCUGCUGCUGCUGCUGCUGCUGCAGCACGAGCAGCAGAAACAGACCCGGAUAUUGCAGCAGCGUGGCAGCAGCAGCAGCAGCAGAUACAAGAACAGCAGCAGCAGCAAACCCUAGUGCAGCAACGACGACAUCUACAACCUGAAACCAGCAGCAACAGCAGCAACAGCAGCAGCAGCAGCAGAAGAAGCUCCCUCAGCAGCAGAGAUGUCUCUCCUUUUCUGUCUGACGCAGAAGAGGAAAACGAAGCAGCAGCAGCAGCAGCAGCAGCAGCAGCAACAGCAGCAGCAGUGGGGUGUAUAGCCAUCAUCCCCCCCCUCGAAUGCUACUGGAUAUACCGCAUCUCUCUCUCCUGUCACGGCCUGCUGACUCUCUGCCGCCCCACACAACCUCAGCAGCAGCAGCAGCAGCAGCAGCAGCAGCAGCAGCAGCAGCAGCAGCAGCAGCAGCAGCAACUGUUGCUGCUGUGGAAGCUGCAUGCACCUUCUCUCUCCUCGCUGCGGCAGCAGCGGCAGCAGCAGCAGCAGCUGCAGCAGCCUGAUGCCUUCGAUUGGGGGUCGGCCGAUCCCCACCGCCUGUGGCAGCAGAUGCUGCUGUCUUUGCAGCUUCUCCUUUUAUGCAGCAAACUAUACACAGCUCAGGACGCUGCUGCUGCUGCUACGGAUGCUGCUGCAGCUACUAAUACUGCUGCUGCUGCAGCAGGAGCUGCUGCUGCAGUUCCUGCUGCUGCUGCAGCUCCUGCUGCAGCAGCAGCAGUUGAAGCGACAGUCCCAUCUGCUGCUCUCCCUGUUGAUGAUACGCCUUCUACAGGCUCAGCAGCAGCAGCAGCAGCAGCAGCAGCAGCAGGAUCAGCUGCAGCUGCUACUCCCCACGAUGAAGCUGCAUCUGCUGCUGCUGCUGCUGCACCUGAUGCAGCAGCAGCAGCAGCAGCAGCAGCAGCAGCAGGUUCCGUAGUGUCUGACUCGAGCGCAGAGGGAAGCGCCGGCCCCCUUGAGGCGGAUGAAGAGGCGGCAUCGUUGCUGCUGCUGCAGCAGGGCAACGAUGCUAGCAGCAACAGCAGCAACAGGAGCACGAGCAGCAGCAGCAGCAGCAGCAGCAGCAGCAGCAGCAGCAGGUGGUCCACUGGCAUGCGCAGCAUGGAGUCGAUGACAACCCACACAGGGUCCCGCAGGAGUAGCUCCCUGGAUACAGGCAGAAAAAGGCUUAGCAGCAGCAGCAGCGGCAGCAGCAGCAGCAGCAGCAGCAACAGCAGCAACAGCAGCAACAGCACCGGUGGCGGCGACGAAAGCGGAGGCAACAACAACAGCAACAGCGAGGGUAGCAGCAGCAGCAGCAGCAGCAGCAGCAGCAGCAGAGCAUAUCAGCAAGAAGAACCCGCACGUAUUGAAACCGCGCCUGCUGCUGCUACUCCUGUUAGCAGCAGCAGCAGCAGCAGCAGCAGCAGCGGCACGCCCAGCAGCGGCAGCAUGCCCAGUAGCAGUAACAAUACCGACACUUCCAGCAGCAGCAGCAGCAGCAGCAGCAUUCCCAGCAGCAGCAGCAGCAGCAGCAGCAACCCCAACACGAGCAGCAGCAAUCCCAACCCCAACCCCAACCCCAACCCCAGCAGCAGCAGCAGCAGCAGCAGCAGCAGCAGCAACAUGCAUGGUGGUGUAUGCCGUUUGUCUGUGUGCGGGGCGUACACGCUGCCCCGGAGCGCUUUUUUCGCAGAGUUCAGCGCCAAGGGUUUAAUAUCUGUGUUAUGUGGAGAAAACGAAACAGCAGCAGCAGCAGCAGCAGCAGCAGCAGAAGCAAAAGAUGUACUCUGGGGCCCCGGGGGGUUUCCCCCUAGGGCCCCCCACUACAACCCCUUCAGGCGCAGCCUGGCGGACUGGCUUGUCUUUGACUUAGAUAGAGUGCAGCAGGAGGAAGCAGCAGAAGCUGCAGCAGCAGCAAAGGCAGCAGAAGCAGCUGCAGCAGCAGCAGCAGCAACUACUGCUGCUGCUGCUGCUGCUGCUGCAGCUAGGGAGCCAGACGAAGCAGCAACUGCUGCUGCUGCUGUUGAGGUGUAUGAUGAAGCAGCUAGGGAGCCAGACGAAGCAGCAACUGCUGCUGCUGCUGUUGAGGUGUAUGAUGAAGCAGCUAGGGAGCCAGACGAAGCAGCAACUGCUGCUGCUGCUGUUGAGGUGUAUGAUGAAGCAGCUGUUGCUCGGCGGCGCUCCCGCGGCUGCUGGUUCCGCCAAGCAGCAGCAAAAGAAGCAAGCGAGAUGAGCUAUAGACCUAUUCAAGCUUUCUAUGAGCCAGCAGCAACAGAGUGGAGACAGCAGCAGCAACAAAGAGCAGCAGAAGAAGCACAAAAAAAACACACCAUCAAAACGUAUAGAAAGGUCAUACUCUGCUGGAUAGAAAAACAAAGAAGAAGAAGAUACCAAGCAGCACUACAAGCAGCAGAAAAGGCAGCAGCAGAAGCAAAAGCAGCAGCAGCAGCUGCUGCUGCUGCUGCUGCAGCAGCGAACCAAGACGUGCAGCCGACGCAAACAGCUCCAAGCGGAACUCAACCCGCCUACAAGGAACCAACCAGCAGCAGCAGCAGCAGCAGCAGCAGCAGUAGCAGCAGUAGCAGGACCCCCAGCAGCAGCAGCAGCAGCAGCAGUAGCACCCCCAGCAGCAGCAGCAGCAGCAGCAGCACCCCCAGCAGCAGCAGCAGCAGCAGCAGCAGCACUUCCAGCAGCAGCAGCAGCACCCCCAGCAGCAGCAGCAGCAGCGUUAGUAUAACGGGUGAGGGUAUGUAUGAGUGGUGGCCGUCUGGCGUUCGUCUGCAGGCUCUGCGGCCUUUGUGGAGUGUCGUUUGGCUGCGAGAGAAAACAAACGCAUGGGCGUUGAUCGAUUGGAAAGCUGUACAGCUUUCGCCUGCGGGAACACUCAUUGUUUCAGACUUUGCUCACCCUGAUGCCUCGCCUCUUUGUCCUUUUGCGUGUUUAUAA